Arachis duranensis is the source of this 1986-nucleotide messenger RNA. Its product is annotated as glucan endo-1,3-beta-glucosidase 1. Bases 189 to 1763 code for a protein of 524 amino acids. NCBI's taxonomy places the organism in Eukaryota, Viridiplantae, Streptophyta, Magnoliopsida, Fabales, Fabaceae. Gene Ontology annotation, molecular function: hydrolase activity, hydrolyzing O-glycosyl compounds. Gene Ontology annotation, biological process: carbohydrate metabolic process. The record is from RefSeq and is a predicted model, not a curated record. Gene Ontology annotation, cellular component: plasma membrane. The transcript is spliced from 5 exons.
CUACUUAAUACAGAUAGAGGGAAUAGAGUGGGUAGAUGAGAAAUGUGGUGGACCAGUGGAUAUGAAGGAGCACCGGAGUGGCAGUACGCUCCUCCACAGAGAAGAUUGAAGACCUGAGUGAAUAAUGCAAGGAUCUGUAGGAGCUGAAGAAGCAGUAGAGCACGAGGGAGUGAAGUUGCCAUCACUCCAUGGCAAUUUCUAAGCUCACUCGCACUAACACCCUUCUCUUCUUCUUCUUCUUCUUCUUCUUCCUUUUCUGCACUGAACUACCAACACCAUCACUAGCACAGGAAAACCAAAGCGACCAGCCAUACGUGGGAGUCAACGUUGGGACGGACGUCUCCAACCUUCUACCGCCAUCGCAACUGGUUUCGUUUCUUCAGCUUCAGAAGAUAACGCACAUAAGAAUCUACGAUGCAAACCCAGACAUACUCAAAGCACUCUCACGCACCAAGAUUCGCGUCAUCAUCAGCGUCCCCAACAACCAGCUCCUCGCCAUUGGCUCCUCCAACACCACCGCCGCCUCAUGGAUCGACCGGAACGUCGUCUCUUUCUACCCGGACACACUCAUCACCGCCAUUUCCGUCGGCGACGAAGUUCUAACCACCGUCCCCUCCUCCGCCCCUCUCAUCCUCCCCGCCAUUCAGUCCCUCUACAGCGCCCUCGUCGCCUCCAACCUCCACCAGCACAUCAAGAUUUCAACCCCUCACGCCGCUUCCAUUAUCCUCGACCCUUUUCCUCCUUCUCAGGCUUUCUUCAACCAGAGCUUCUCCUCUGUCAUCGUCCCUCUCCUUCAGUUUCUCUCCAGAACCGGCUCCCCCUUGAUGAUGAACCUUUACCCUUACUACGUCUUCAUGCAGAACAAGGGUGUGGUUCCAAUCGACAAUGCUCUCUUCAAACCCUUGACUCCUUCAAAGGAAAUGGUUGACCCCAACACCUUGCUUCACUACACCAAUGUCCUUGAUGCCAUGGUCGAUGCUGCUUAUUUCUCAAUGAAGAACCUUAACAUCACUGAUGUCGUGGUCCUUGUUACCGAAACAGGGUGGCCUUCAAAGGGUGAUUCCAAAGAACCUUAUGCUACCAAGGACAAUGCAGACACCUACAAUUCAAACUUGAUUAGCCAUAUUUUGGGUCACGGCGGAACCCCUCUACAUCCGGAAACAACUUCCAGUGUGUAUAUCUACGAGCUGUUCAAUGAGGACCUGAGGUCGCCGCCGGUCUCGGAGGCGAAUUGGGGACUCUUCUAUGGAAACACCACGCCGGCGUAUCUGCUUCAUGUCUCCGGGAUUGGCACCUUUAUGGCCAAUGAUACUACCAAUCAGACAUACUGCAUUGCCAUGGAUGGUUUUGAUACCAAGACUUUGCAGGCUGCACUUGAUUGGGCUUGUGGGCCGGGCCGGGCUAAUUGCUCCGAGAUUCAGCCCGGUGAGAGUUGUUAUCAGCCUAACAAUGUGAAGAGCCAUGCUUCUUAUGCCUUUGAUAGCUAUUUCCAGAAGGAAGGGAAGGCUCCUGGGACUUGUGAUUUCAAAGGUGUAGCUAUGAUCACUACAACAGAUCCCAGUCACGGGAGCUGUAUAUUUCCAGGAAGCAAGAAAGUGAGCAACAAGACAAAGGAUGUGGUGAACUCUACUCAAUCAAGCAGUGCUGGGGAGAAGUUAUUGAGGUGCAGAACAUUCAGCUUCCUCAAAAUAAGUGCUUUUAGCAACAUUUUGCACAUUUUCUUAGCUGCAUAUUUCCCCAUUUUUUUGUUAGUCCUUUUGUGAGGUGCAAAUAACUCAAUUAUUUUUUGGAAAUUUUGAAAUUCCUUAGAGUAAUGGAUGAAGUCAUAAGAGAAAAGGUAUUGUGGAUGAUUUUCAGAGCUAAAUGCUUAAGGAUAGAUGUUUCUUCGUUGAAAAAAGUAGGGUUAAUAAUUUUGGUGGAAUUCUUGUAAUUAACGUAUGUGUUUCUUCAAAUUAUAUUUGUUAAUUAAUUUGUCUAGAAUAUGUA